Molecule: messenger RNA, 704 nt
Organism: Photinus pyralis (common eastern firefly)
Lineage: Eukaryota; Metazoa; Arthropoda; Insecta; Coleoptera; Lampyridae
Exons: 3
Coding region: 160-630 (156 amino acids)
Source: RefSeq, a predicted model, not a curated record
GGCUCUGCGGUACAGUUACGUGUCGCCAUUUAUAAUUGGCUGCUAUGUUACAGGCAGUCACAAUCGGUGGCGCAAUGUAGCGUUGUAAAAUACGUACGUAGACAUUUUUUGGGUAUAAAACUGGAGGAGAGACCGGUAGUGGGCAGUCAGCCUCCAACCAUGAAGCUUUUCCUUGCAACACUUUCUCUCGUGCUGUUCUUCAGCAACGUUCAAGGUGAACUCGAUUUUGGCGAUGGGCUCCAGCAAAUUCUUCGUUGCGCAGCUCAGAAGGCCACUUCGCUACUACCAGACGAGAUUGCAGCCAUUAUGACUAAAGCGAGUGUGUUAAAGAUCUGCCAGACCGCCGAGACGGCCGUGGAUGUCGGCAAGCUCUUGGAGUGUCUCAUAACGAAUCUUCAGAGCGCCCUCACGGAUCUUGCAAAAAAAAUGUUGGCGUUGGGUCCACUUGUUGGAGGUUUACUGCUUGUUGUUUUAACUUUGCUUGAUAAGGUCUUAGGGGGGGUCUUGCAACUCCUUCUUACGCUAUUGGAUAUUCCCAGUAUUUCGGAAUGUAUACAGAAGCAACCACUUCUGUGUGGCCUAUUGGGUAAGCUGCCACUCAUUAAGGACCUAUUAAGAUGCACCCAGUGAGUGUUGAGCGCUUGAUUUAUUUUACCAUUAUUUUAUGUAGCAUGUCAGUUUACAAAUUGUAAAAAAAAUGAUAA